This is a messenger RNA of Penicillium soppii, 1476 nucleotides long. RefSeq lists its product as uncharacterized. Bases 1 to 1476 code for a protein of 491 amino acids. Lineage: Eukaryota; Fungi; Ascomycota; Eurotiomycetes; Eurotiales; Aspergillaceae. The transcript has a single exon. Gene Ontology annotation, biological process: transmembrane transport. The record is from RefSeq and is a predicted model, not a curated record.
AUGAGGUUCUACCGGCCAAUCUUUCUGUGUGAGGUGGAGGGAGCUGCAGAGACGCAAUUGGUUGUUCAAUCGACUCAAGAGAAAGGCAAGGACAAUGAUCUGAUGACAGUCAGCGACGUCUCUGGCUACAAACCCAAAGCAAGUCCAAGACUCGUCGAUCGCUGGCUGGACCUUGUUGUGCGAGUAGCUGGCUCGGCUCCGAUUUUCCUCUUUAUAAUCGGUGGCCUUCUCGUGUGGGCUUUGAUGGGAAUUCACUUUGGUAACUCGGAUGUGUGGGUUGCUAUCAUCUCUGAUGUGCAGGCUAUUCUAUGCUAUGUAUUCGACUCAUUCUUGAUGCGACAACUUCUUCGGGAGUACUCCGAGCAACGCACGGUCAUGGUCGAAAUGCACUCUCGCUCCAAUAGUCAUCGCAGGAUGCUUGCUGCGCUCAACAGCAAGCUGGGACCAGAGACCACUCGCUGUGUUGCUGAAAUGUGCAAAGACGAGCCUCUGCAUCCACUCGAUCCACCCAUUGAAAGCCAAAGUCUGUUCGCUCGGUGCAUGAUCUUCUCGGCAAAGCUGUUUGGCCAUCUCAUAACUGUUGGGCUGUACUGGGUGUGCAUCUUUAUCUGGCUUGGUUUUGGCCAUAGCUGCGGAUGGUCAAAUCGCUGGCAGCUAUACAUCAAUGAUGCCACGUCCGCUCUAAUGGUUCUUGUAUUUGCUUUCCUGGCUUGUCUCCGAGAAUGCUACGCUGAUUAUACCAACACCUGCGUUGAUGCAAUCUUCCGGCUGGAUGCGACGCUUGAACAAGAGCUCCGCCGCCUCACUCAAGACGAGAUUCCAAACACAACUGAGGUCAUUUCGGCACCCAAGGAAAGCUACUUGCAAGUGGUUGUCUAUUACUAUGCCGAUGUAAUUGGCACACUGCUUGGUAUUAUCAUUCUGUUGUUAGUGAUCGUUACCUGGGGUGCCAUUGGCCCUGUCUUCAAGUUUAACAACACCUGGUGGCUACUUGUUGGGACCUAUGCCGGACUAGUUGGUCUUUUCGACAGCUUCGUACUCCGGAACAUCCAAGGCAAAGUCCACAAAUCUAUCAGCAGCCAGAUAAGUCGCGUGGAACGAGGAGAUGAGCCCAUCUUUGCCACACUCUCCAUGCAGGUUCCUUCAGCCGAUAAUCUCAAGUGCCCGUCUUUGAGCCGCCGUGUAUCCCGACACAUGGAUAAAAUCAGUUCCCAUCUCCUCAUGGUUGUAGCUGGCUUUCUAUUGACUAUUGGGUGUCUCACAGCCUCGAGCGCAAUGCACUGGAGCUUGACGGGUCAAUUGAUCUCAAAUGUUCCGCCUAGCAUCAUCGAGAGUUUUUUCAUGCUCAUUCUCAUUACUGGACAGAAUGACGCAGAAGCGAAAUCUCGCAUCAGCCUGACAAAUAUCUACUUCCGGCGCCAACGAUUACUAUCGUUCGUGAAGCAUGCGAAGGGUUUUUGCAUUCCUGAAAUGUAG